Acaromyces ingoldii is the source of this 1914-nucleotide messenger RNA. RefSeq lists its product as hypothetical. The record is from RefSeq and is a predicted model, not a curated record. The transcript is spliced from 3 exons. The coding region runs from base 4 to 1716 and encodes 570 amino acids. NCBI's taxonomy places the organism in Eukaryota, Fungi, Basidiomycota, Exobasidiomycetes, Exobasidiales, Cryptobasidiaceae.
AUCAUGAGCAGUAGCAGCGGCAGCAGCAUCGGUGGUCUCGGCGAUGACUAUUGCAGUAAUCCAUUCGCGGAAAAGCUUCCCUCUGAGCUGUGGGCCUAUUUGCUCGACUUUCUCUUCGCCUCAAGAGACAUCGUGACUGCGGUGCGACUCACUCAGACUUGUCGCAUUCUGAGGCAGUCACGCGAGGGUCGCAUAGCCCGCUAUCUUUAUGCACUCGACAGACUCGGCUUACCGUUUCCACGUAAGCUGCCCCUCAACCUAAAUGGGGAAGCUGACCGGCUCUACGCCAGUCAAUGGCCACUGCUGCGCAGUCUGCCGAGCACAGCCACCGAGGUCAUUGAUGGCGAUGGUGUGGAGACACCACUGCUCGACAGAGACCACAUCUAUUUUCUGUCCUCAGACAGGUCCAAGCUCUGCAUCUCACCACAGGCAGGCUCGGCCACUCUGAGACGCAUCGACCUCCUUGGGCUGCACGCGCUGGCGUUCGCAGUCGAGGCAGACGAAGGCGUUGUCGUCGUCGCACUCGACUCCAAUCGAGCCGCCAGUGAUGCCGAGCCGCAGACAGCACAACCGUUGGUGUCGGGUCGACCCAUGUCUCUGGAGUCACCUCCGAUUCAUCACGUCGUGCUCACUGCUUUUGAUCUUUCGACGGGCGGCGUGAUCUCGUCAAGAGGACUGGACCCGAUGCGCUUCAACUCUUUACGUCUCGAGGUCACUCUGACUACUGUCUUGCUCCAGAUUGAUGGCCAGACUGAAGUACGCCACUACACUGCCACAGGCCAAGACGAGCUGCCGUGGGAGCUGGCCUGGUCGCGCAGCUGGGAGAAGCUCAGCGCAGGUGGCGCUGGCUCGAUGACCAACGACGACGACGGCGAAAUCGACGACCAGAUGCUGGCUCCUCCUCUUCUGACUGCCUCGCUCCUCUCCAAUGACACCGUCAUCUGUCUCUCGCUCCCUCCCGCUCACGCUCUAGCGCGAGACCCCCUCGACUGGGGCUCCACUCUCGAGCUCUACCGGCUCGGCCAGAGGGAGCCACACGUGGCCGAUAUACGCCUGCCCCUCACCUCCCAGCCCGAUGCGUCGAGGAGUUACAUCAGAACAGGCAGACAAGUGAGCAACGAGGCGCUUCAAGAGGGCACCGUCAUCAUUUGCAGUCAAGGCUUCAUCUGGCUGGCUCGCACUUCGUCAUUUGCAGAGCUGCUCUACCCGCAAGCUGCACUGGCUCUCUUCAGUGCCAGCCCAAGCUACCCAAUCCUAGAAUCACACUGGGUUCGCGGGCAUUUCUGCCGCACGAGGGUGUGCGCGCCCAAUGCGAGGCCUCCUCGUACUAGCAUAGACGGUCACCGCAUCGCCUCGCUAUGGACGAGGAACCCCUCCGACUCUUCUUAUAUUGGCUACGCCUCUAACGCGAUGCUGCGGCUUAUUGACGUCGAUCCAAAGCAAGGUAUGGACGACGGGCCGGUCACGACAAGGGACGAGAGCAGCAUAGAGCCAGACGAUGGGCGAUUCAUGACAAAGAAGAUCUUAUUUAGAGACUCGUAUCGUGAGUCGUGCCUCAGAACUCCUUCGAUGAUGCCAUGGCUGAUAGCAGGCUGCUCUUCAAGUGACUUUUUUCGACGUUCCCCUUUCAAGCAUCUUGCCGCAUUACCACGACACUGUUGGCGACGUGGAGCUCACCUUGUCUGGCACCAGGCUCAUGCUGCGAGGCAAGAAUAGAACAUUUCUCUACGACAUCUAGACAUGGCUCGCACCUGUCUUGGCGUCCUAGACUGUACUGUACUUUCGAGUAGAGGUGGCAAGCGUUUUCGAGUCUUGUCGUCUCUCCAAGACGAGCAGAGACAAAUGUAGCGUUCGCAAGGUCUCCCAUUAGGCGGUGAUGAUCGACCAAUCAAACGACUGACCUUCUUCUUGUGU